AUGACUCUGCAGAACCAAGUAGGUGCAGCCGAUACGGCCCUUGCCGCAACCCAAGCCCGUGUCCCACUUCUUCAUCAUCUCCCUGUCGCCAAGGUUCGGCUUGCUGCAUUCGAUGACCACAAGAGUGAGCGUCCGAAUAAGAUGCCGUUUCGUAUGUUCUUCGGUACCAUCAAGGACGGGAAGGAUAAAGAUUGCGAGGUGUGGAUUCUGCUACAGAACGAUCACCCCGAUGGCCGCUCCCCCGAUCAACGCUUCAACAUCUUCGACCGUCUCAACAAGCUCCGGGGGGCUAUGAGCGCGGAGGAAGCGGUGAAGCACACUCAUGCGGCAGCUGCGUUCAAAUGCUUCAAGAAAGCGGGCGUUAUCGACCCGGAUCAGCUACGCGCUGUGAUCAAGUACUACUUCAUCUUCAAGGGAGUUAAUAAACCAGUGCCAUGGAUAGUCGGUGAUUACUUCAUCAAUUCGCUGACUGCGGCAUGCAAGGUGGCUGGAGAAUACGCUGUAAAGUUGGCUGCGAACAGUGAGAAGGAGAAGUCACGCGCCUCCACUGCGCAAAACGCGUACGGUAUCAAGCCCUCUGUCUCCAAGCCUAGGCCAGAAGCAGAUGGCUCGGUGGUGAGGACGCGCGUUUCGUCCGCUCAGAACGUGGACGGUGCCAGGCGUUCGGUCUCUCAGUCUGGAUCAAGAGCGGGCUCGGUGGUGAAGGUGAACGGCCAGCCUGCAGUGGUCAGCCCCCCCGUCAAACUGGCCAAGGCUAGACGCACUCCGCAGCCUACCCCUCAGCGCGCUCCUACGGUCUCUAUGAUUCCCGCAGUACCAAAAGAACCGAGCUUGUUUAUCCCCGAAGGCGAGACUCUCAAAAGGGCUCGCACCAUGACCCCGGACCUACCCAGGAAGCGAGUGACUACGAGCACACCACCACCGCUAUCGACUCCUCCGGUGGCUACAGCACAGCCCUCUUCUACCGCAAUCGUCAACAAAGCCCAAGGUUUCCUCAUCCACUCGGACCCUGUUGAGGUAGACAACAGCGACGCCAUGGACACUUCGCGUACCUCAUCAACACGCCGGGAGUCUGCAGAGGCACUUACCGAGAAGAGCCCCAACUCGCAAUCAUCCAUUGACUUCCCCGACUUCGCCGACGCCUAUCGUAACGCACUCGACAAGAAGAGCAGGUGCAAGGAAAACAUUAUGAUCAACCAGGAGAAGCUAGGGGAUGUGCGCGAUGAGAUCAAAGCUCUUGAGACUCAGCUAGCCGACAUGCAGGUGGAGGGUCGGGAGCUGAAGGAAGAGAACCGGCGCAUUGGAGUCGAAAUGAAGCAUCUUCGGUCGUCACUCACCCCGAAGGAGCGCGAAAUCUUCAUCCUUGGAGGUGAGAUCGUGAAGAGAGCGUCGAGGUGGGCGAAGAAAGGUGCAAAUUCUGAGACCGACAGCAGGGAGGAAGACUAG
This is a messenger RNA of Alternaria arbusti, 1446 nucleotides long. RefSeq lists its product as uncharacterized. The transcript has 3 exons. The record is from RefSeq and is a predicted model, not a curated record. Bases 1 to 1446 code for a protein of 481 amino acids. NCBI's taxonomy places the organism in Eukaryota, Fungi, Ascomycota, Dothideomycetes, Pleosporales, Pleosporaceae.